Molecule: messenger RNA, 1167 nt
Organism: Striga hermonthica
Lineage: Eukaryota; Viridiplantae; Streptophyta; Magnoliopsida; Lamiales; Orobanchaceae
Source: the annotation of a GenBank genome assembly
AUGGCGAGCGAGAAAAGGGUCCUCUUAUUGUGCGGAGACUAUGUCGAAGAUUACGAGGUUAUGGUCCCGUUUCAAGCACUGCUGGCGUAUGGACUAUCCGUCGACUCCGUUUGCCCCGGAAAAAAAGCCGGUGAAAUAUGUCGCACUGCGAUCCAUGACUUCACCGGCCAUCAGACAUAUUCCGAGUCGAGGGGUCACAAUUUCGUUCUGAAUGCAACUUUCGAUGAAAUCGACCCCACCAAAUACGAUGGGCUGGUCAUACCCGGUGGACGUGCUCCGGAAUAUCUAGCCAUGAACGAAUCGGUUUUAGAAUUGGUUAGGACUUUCGAAAGUCUGCAGAAGCCAAUUGCUUCCAUCUGCCACGGGCAGCUGAUAUUGGCUGCAGCAGAUUUAGUCAGAGGCAAGAAGUGCACGGCUUACCCUGCUGUGGGGCCAGCUCUAAUUGCUGCGGGCUCCCAUUGGGUGGAGCCCGAGACUGUGGCCUUCUGCACUGCUGAUGGGAAUCUGAUCACUGGGGCUACUUACGUUGGGCAUCCCGAGUUCAUUCGGCUUUUCAUGAAGGCGUUGGGUGCAAAGAUAUCCGGUUCAGGCAAACGGAUUCUGUUCCUUUGUGGAGAUUACAUGGAAGAUUAUGAGGUAAUGGUUCCGUUCCAGUCCCUUCAAGCCCUCGACUGCCACGUGGACGCUAUUUGCCCUGGGAAAAAAGCGGGAGAGACUUGUCCUACUGCUGUUCAUGACUUUGAAGGUGAUCAGACGUAUAGUGAGAAGCCGGGCCACAACUUCAGUUUAACGGCUGAUUUUGAAGGCCUGGAUGCUUCACGCUAUGAUGGGCUCGUUAUUCCUGGGGGCCGGGCCCCUGAGUAUUUGGCAUUGAAUGGAAAAGUUAUUGAGCUGGUGAAGGAGUUUAUGGGAUCAGGGAAGCCGGUAGCAUCCAUCUGCCAUGGGCAGCAGAUUUUAUCUGCUGCUGGUGUUUUGAAGGGCAAGAAGUGCACGGCAUACCCGGCAGUGAAACUUAACGUUGUCCUGGCGGGGGCCACUUGGUUAGAACCCGACCCAAUCCACCGUUGCUUUACGGACGGGAAUUUAGUAACUGGUGCGGCGUGGCCAGGUCAUCCUGAAUUCAUAGCUCAAUUUAUGGCACUUCUUGGCUUGACUGUUUCGUUUUGA